Messenger RNA from Capsella rubella, 1197 nucleotides. Its product is annotated as restriction of telomere capping protein 1. The record is from RefSeq and is a predicted model, not a curated record. NCBI's taxonomy places the organism in Eukaryota, Viridiplantae, Streptophyta, Magnoliopsida, Brassicales, Brassicaceae. The transcript has a single exon. The coding region runs from base 247 to 903 and encodes 218 amino acids.
CACUUGAACUCUCUUUUUCAAACCUGAGAUAUAUGUUCAAGUGGGGUCUCAACCAUCCCGACCACGAUUAAAAUCACCCCAAAGUAUAGAGAGUGGCAUCCCUUUAAAUACUCCCAAAGUAGCAGGGUAUUCAAGUAACUCCAUAAGCUUUCAUUACCUUUAAUAUACUAUUCAACUUAAGAGUAUUUUAAAGCCCUUUGUUAACCAAAGAUUUUCUAACGAGAAAGAGAGAGAGAGAGAGAGAAAAUGGCAAUGCCACUCAAAUCAACACCUUCUAUGUCUUCUUCUCAAUGUUCAUCUUCACCGAACUCAAGCUCCGUGAAACUCAAAUCCCUAAUCCAAACUCUCAUCCUUUCUCAUGUUUGUCGACUAAUCCGAGAGAUCUCUAGAGCUUCAUCUAUUCUUGUUAGAGUCUUGAAGAAGAAGCAAUCUAAUCUCUUGUCAGUGUCUUCUUUACUCUAUCCAAAAAGAGCCUCAACAAAGAAACAAAAGGGCAAUAUUUUGUUCGGUUCCUUCAGACUUCACUACAACUUUUGCUCCUCUCACGUAGUGCCCGUCUCUGCGCCAGUACGUCUCCCUGAGGAGCUCUACUUAGCUCAUCUCCAAUACGACUCUACUUGGGAGUCAUCAUUGUACUCGACUGAAUCAAUGGAUGUUCCCGAUGAUUAUGAUGAUGAUGAUGAUGAUGAUGAUGAUGUACAAGAACCCUCUCAGCUUACUAGCUAUCUAAGACAGCUAGAGGAUAAAGUUAAAGAAGACAAAGAAGAAGGGAAAGAGAUGAUGGUGAUGAAUGAGAUAGAUAAAUUAGCUGAUAUGUUUAUAGCAAAUUGUCAUGAGAAGUUCAUGUUGGAGAAGGUUGAUUCGUAUAGGAGAUCACACGAAAUGCUGAAGAGAAGCAGUUGAUAAUGAUGAUGGGGGCCUUCGUAUGAUCGUAUCUUUCAUUCCUUUUUAAUGUAAUUUUCACUUUUCCUUUUUCUUUUCUCUAAUGAAUUUUCUAAAAAAAUGUGUAUCUGAAGCAUAGAGGAUGGAUUGAGUGGUGUUUGUGUUGUGUUACAAUUUGAUGAUAUGAUUGGUGGUCGUUUAUAACUAUAAUUAAUAGACAGUCCAAAAAGGAAAAGAGAGGAUGAGAAUGGAAUGGAUUUUUGUAACUUUGGCUUUUGUGGUUUGAGUUCUCUUGUUAUUAUCUAUCUUCUGAUA